This is a messenger RNA of Neoarthrinium moseri, 228 nucleotides long. RefSeq lists its product as uncharacterized. The record is from RefSeq and is a predicted model, not a curated record. Lineage: Eukaryota; Fungi; Ascomycota; Sordariomycetes; Amphisphaeriales; Apiosporaceae. Bases 1 to 228 code for a protein of 75 amino acids. The transcript has a single exon.
AUGCCUCAAAGGAAAUCCCACCACGAACGGACCGAGGACUUUAGACUGGCACGUCUCCCCGAUGAAAAGCUCGACGGCUUCUAUGGCGCCAUCAAGGUUACCAUUCGAGCAGCCUCAGAAAAGAAGCUUGAAUUCACCCAUGCGCCUGGCGAGCUUACCCCAGAAACUGUCUUCGUUAGGCGCAUGGGUACCCUGCGUCGCUCAGGGACCUUUGACCUGCCGGGCUAG